Drosophila subobscura is the source of this 2502-nucleotide messenger RNA. It is a transcript of the gene CycB3, whose product is annotated as G2/mitotic-specific cyclin-B3. The transcript has a single exon. Lineage: Eukaryota; Metazoa; Arthropoda; Insecta; Diptera; Drosophilidae. Gene Ontology annotation, cellular component: centrosome; cytoplasm; nucleus. Gene Ontology annotation, biological process: mitotic cell cycle phase transition; regulation of cyclin-dependent protein serine/threonine kinase activity. Gene Ontology annotation, molecular function: cyclin-dependent protein serine/threonine kinase regulator activity. The record is from RefSeq and is a predicted model, not a curated record. The coding region runs from base 301 to 2028 and encodes 575 amino acids.
UGCCUGUCAAGACGCGUCUCUGGCGCUGUUUUUCGAUUUUCUCGUAUUCUUUAUCUUUUCAAGCGCCGUUAUGAUCAGCGGCGGCCAAGCGUCAUAAUACUCCAGGUGAAAAAACAUAAUUAGUGAGUUUGUGUGACAACGACUGCUUGAAAACAACAAGAAUCACAUCGUUGUAAUUAAGCUGACCCAAAACUGUAUCUGAAACGUGCGAAGGACUAAGCAACGCGACUAGAGCCAGCGCAAAGCGAGAAUCUGCUGGAGGACCAAAAGUGACAACAACAAAACACAGACUUUUACAAAAUGGCGCCCACAAAGGCAUCCACCCGGGCCACCGCAACCAGUCAGGCGGCCAAGAACUCGCUCCUCGGCCUGGGCCCCACGGGCACACGCAAGGGUCUGAGUCGUCGGGCGGCGAACAACAACAAUUGCAACAUCGACCCCAAUGUGGAGAACAUGCAGACGCGGGGCAAGCGCAAGGCCGACAACAGUCCGAUCAAGAACGAAAAGAUCAAACGCUCUGCCCUGGGCAACCUUACCAACAAUGUAAAGAUCAUGACGCUGCAUCAGGGGGAGGAGGAUGCCAACCAGCAGCUGGUGCCCAAGAAGCCCACGGCCCAGCAGCUGCAGGCCCUGCUGGAUGCUAAGAACACUGACAACCUGAGUAUAAAUGUGUUUGCCAACAACAAAAUCAUGACUCGCGCCUCAACCAAGACAGACGAUUCAGUGGAGAACUGCCACAAGGUGUUGGACAAGUUCGAGGAGGCACUGGCUCGGCCCAAGCUGCGCCCGAAGGCAGUGCCCAGCAAGAAGACCGUUUUGGGGGAAGUUCCUAAUCCGAACCAAGUCCAGAUUCCCAUCUUGCCCCCUCCCAUGCAGAGUCUGGCCGCUCCCCAAGCCCAGGCACAAGGAAUGGUCAUCAAGCCGGUGCGUCGCAUCUCCAAUGACUUCAACAAGACUGAGGAUAGCCUAUACAUGUCUGCCCUGGAGGACGUAUCCACCUCCGACUCGAUGCGCCUCUCGGGCAACUUUGAGGCGGCGCGUCGGCGCUCUGCCAAAUUCCAACAAAAGACUGAACAGCCCAUAGUGGAGGCUGCAAACCUCGCUGCCGCUGCUGCCUUGGCGCCAGUGAUUCCACUGCGCCCCGUGCCCAAAGAUGUGGAGGAUUUUGACCUGAAGAACUGGGACGACCCCUUCCAGGUCUCGCACUACGCCAUGGACAUCUUCAACUAUCUGAAGACACGCGAGCCAGAAUUCCCCAUCGAGGACUACAUGCCGAGGCAGAUCCACCUGACCACGUGGAUGCGGACCCUGCUGGUUGACUGGAUGGUCGAGGUGCAGGAGACCUUCGAGCUCAACCACGAGACCCUCUAUCUGGCUGUGAAGAUCGUGGACCUCUAUCUGUGCCGCAAAGUGAUCAACAAGGAGAUGCUGCAGCUUCUGGGGGCCGCUGCCUUCUUCAUUGCCUGCAAGUACGACGAGCGCCAGCCGCCCCUGAUCGAGGACUUUCUGUACAUUUGCGACGGGGCCUACAACCACGACGAGCUGGUCAAGAUGGAGCGCGAAACGCUGCGCAUCAUCAACUACGAUCUGGGCAUUCCCCUGUCCUACCGCUUCUUGCGUCGCUACGCUCGCUGUGCCAAGGUCCAGAUGCCCACUCUGACUCUGGCUCGCUACAUCCUGGAGCUGUCGCUGAUGGACUAUGCCACAAUUGGGUUCAGCGACUCGCAGAUGGCCUCGGCCGCUCUCUUCAUGGCCCUGCGCAUGCACGCCGGUGCCGCCAAUCUGGAGCAACAGACCUGGACCUCGACUCUGGUCCACUACACGGGCUUCCAGUUGGCGGAGUUUGCCGAGAUUGUGCCCGUACUGAAUGCCGGACUCCAUCGCAAGCCGCGGGCCACAAUCAAGACGAUACGCAACAAGUACUCGCACAAGAUAUUCCACGAGGUGGCCAAGGUGCCGCUGCUCACCAACCAGGAGCUCUUUCAGAACAACCUCGAUCUGGAAUUGAACGCGAGCAAUCAGUCGUAGGACGUAGGACCACCUCAAAGAUUAGCCAAAUUAAUAUCGAGCAGCACCAAGUUACGCUUCAGUUAGGCUCUAAGACGCUUCAGACCCAAAAAAAAAUAUUAAAAAAAAAGCAAAACCCACCUCGAAAAAAAGACUAAAACGAAUCCACCCUUCCCCCCAUCCUUUGACCCCUUUUCCCCUUCCUUGCCACAUUCUCUUACAAGUUUUUAUAUUUUAUAAUUAAUUAUUAUUUGUGACAUUUUGCAUUAUACUCGUGUGUUUUCGUUGCAUAAAUAUUAUGUUAAGAGCGCUCACUGUUCCCCAUUUAUGUUUUACUGUUUAGUUUCCUUUUAUUCAUAUUUUUUAACAAGCCGAAACAACGUCCCAUCAGUCAUCAAUCCCCCCAACCGCUCUACAGCUAAACAAAUUAUGUUUUUAUUUUAUGAUGUAAGAUGUAUUCCAGCAUUUAAUAAACUUAUAUCGUAAGCCACCAAA